Molecule: messenger RNA, 773 nt
Organism: Anneissia japonica
Lineage: Eukaryota; Metazoa; Echinodermata; Crinoidea; Comatulida; Comatulidae
Exons: 3
Coding region: 122-460 (112 amino acids)
Source: RefSeq, a predicted model, not a curated record
UUUUUUAUGGCCACAGCAUGCUAAGACAAUCAAGCAAAACUCCGAUAACAAGAAUGCUACUAAAGGUGAUCUGGUAGCAGUUGAGAAGAGGAUCUGCAGUUGGUGUAGGACUGAGGAGCAGAUGAAGAUCCACACAGAGGCCAUUGCCAUGGCAGACCAAGUUGCAGAGUUCUAUACUGAAACGUACCAUUUGUUGGAGUGGACGUGCGUCCUCAUUGCUUACUCCAUUGUAUCACAAAGCAAAUUAAUGAGGAGAAUUUCUCACCUGCUACCUCAGCUUCUUAUCGUUCUAGAGACAAUGGAUGAGAUUGUUUCUAAAAAGAAGAUUAGUUGCGAGAAUGCAAAAAAGACGUUCAGACAACUUCUGACAAGCGGCAAGAAAAGGCGCCAGAUCUUAUAUGACAGUGCAAGUACUGUGAGGGUUGAAGAGGGAAAAAAAUUAACAAAGGAAAGGAAUUAAAGAAAAAGAUAAUUUACAAGACACUUUUUCAGAAUUGAGAAAUCAAAACAGGGCCAGCAAUACUGUACGUGCGUUUCAAACAAGCACAGAUGUUGUCCCACAAACACAAGCGUUUGCAUAAGUUUAAACACUGUCAUUUUGUGGGACCAUAGCAAAAUAUCCUAGAAGCAGGGCUUAUUGGAAAUUUCCAUUGACAAUUAGGAAGACCAUUUGAACAUUGAAUUCCAAACUCAUCUUAGUUAUUGCGCAAUAUACUGUUAUUUAACUAUCACCAUGACUAUUCUUACCAUUAAUCAGUUUAUAUGAUUGAUCA